GUGAUGAAAAAUCCUAUACUUGGCACAAAAAUAGUCAAAACAAUUCCAAAAUCUUUAAAAUUCAAGUAAAAUAUUAGUUGCACACGAAAGAAAAAGCGUUACACUACACUAAGCAGUUGAACAAGUAAAAAAGAAAAACAAAAAAGUUAAUAAACCAAGAGUGCAACGAAACGCGGCAAAUUGUGCCAACUGUGGGGAGGGAGAGAAGGUGGUAGGGCUCUUGCUGCUGCGCCUACGCAUAGUGCAAAAAUGUACAGUUGCAACUAAAUAGUUACAAAAACAAAUUACAAAACACAAAAUCGAAUCAAAUAUGCAGCAAGUGGACGAUCCACCAUCGCUGCCCGUGGGCACGGAGGUGAGUGCCAAAUACAAGGGUGCUUUCUGCGAGGCGAAAGUUAGCAAAGUAGUCCGCAAUAUUAAAGUGAAGGUUGCCUAUAAACAAGGUCUGGGCACGGGCAUAGUACCCGAUGAUGCUGUUAAAACAGCGGUGGGUCAGAUGCGCGUCGGCGCCACAGUCGAAGUGCGCCAUCCAGAUCGAAAAGAGACCGUAGAGGCCACCAUACUCAAGGUACAGGAUUGCUCACAGUAUACAGUGGUGUUUGAUGAUGGCGACAUUACCACGCUGCGUCGCACGGCGCUAUGUCUGAAGAGCGGCAGACAUUUUAAUGAAAGCGAAACCUUAGAUCAGUUGCCACUAACACAUCCAGAGCAUUUUGGCAAUCCCGUAGUAGGCGGUCGUCGUGGACGACGGCGUGGUCAAUUGAACGAUGAUAGCUCCGAUGAUGAUGAUGAAUGCGAUCCCAAGGAGGUGGUCAAUGAGAAAGAGGAGCAUAUUGGCAAAGUGGUAUGCGUUGAAACGGAAUCCAAGAAAAAAGACAAAGAGAAAUGGUUUCCAGCGCUUGUGGUGGCGCCCACAGCUCAAGCCAGCAAGCAGGCCACCGUGCGCAUACGCGUUAAAGACGAAUACCUGGUGCGUUCAUUUAAGGAUGGACGCUAUUAUACGGUGCCCAAAAAGGAGGCCACCGAAUUUACGCGCGAAAUGGCCAGCAAACAAGAUGUGCCCGCGGUGCAGGCAGCCUUGGAAUUUUUAGACAGCAGCAUAUUGCCUGCCCACUGGGAUCGAGAUUCACUGUUCGGGGUCGCUACCCUAACCACCGAUGAUGAGGCUGAAGUUGAAAGCGACUCCUCCGAUGAUGAGCCGCAUGAGGAGAAAGAUUUAUUUGUGGCCCAACUAUACAAAUACAUGGAUGAUCGUGGAACACCACUCAACAAGGUGCCCUCCAUACAAAGUAAGGAUGUGGAUCUCUAUCGCUUAUUCCGUGCUGUUCAAAAGCGUGGCGGUUACAAUCGUGUCACAGCCAAGAAUCAAUGGAAGGUCAUAGCCGUGCGCUUGGGCUUUACGCCAUGCACAUUUAGUAUCAUGAAUCUGGUGAAGCAGGCCUAUAAGAAAUUUCUACAACCCUAUGGAGACUUUCAUCGCAAGCUGGGCUGCUCUAUGCUAAUGACAUCACGCAAUUCAAAUCGCAGCAAAGGACGCAGUUUAGUGCGCGCAAAUUCGGUAGCUUCGCCCAAGCCGGCGGAAUCCAAGGCGGAGACCAUGAGCAAGCUGGCGAUGGCUAAUCAAGCAGCAGCCGCAGCAGCUGCGGCGGCAGCAGCAACAGCAGCAGCCGCCGCUGCUGCAGCAGCAACUACCACAGCCUCAACAGCAACAACAACAGCAACAGCCACAACAACUUUUCCUGCUGCAACUACUUCCGCCGCCGCUGCUGCGACAGCAACUACAACAAGCACUGCUAAGAAGCCUAGGACCGUCUCCACUACUUCGCAAUCUGCUGCCGAGGAGGAGGAGCCUGCAAGCGAGCCCACCGUUGUUGUUGAGCCGCCUGUCAAGAAGCGCAAGGCCUCGGCCGGCAAAGUAAAAAGUCUAGUUGAAAAAUAUGAAGAGAAGUCGGCUACAACUGAAACUGUACUUGUUGCAACAGCAACAGUUUCUGCUACUGCUUCUACUGCAAAAGUUGCAACUGAAACAAGUCCAACCGUUGCUACUGCUGCGGCUGCUGCUCCAGCUUUGGUAGCAUCUACUUCAACUGCAGCGUCUGCUGCUGCUGCUGCUGCCACCGCCACCGCCAAAGACGUGGAGGCAGAUAUACCCCUAUCCAAAAUUAAAGCUGCUGCUGCUGUUGCUGCUUCUACUACUUCCAUUGGAGUUACCACACGCAGAAGCACGGAUAAGGAAGCAAGUCACAGCAACGCCUCCAGCAAAGCGGCGAGUCGCAGUCGGGACGCGUCGCCCACACCGGCAACAACUGGAGGAGCUACUGCCGCUCCAGGUUCUGGAGCUAGUGCAAAGAAGGAGAAACAGCAACAACGCAAACAGCCCGCGGAGAAACCCGAUGAGAAGCGCGGCAAGCGUAAGAAGGAAGAAAUAAGCGUCGAGAAAAUCGACACGGGAGACUUUAUAGUUGGCGUCGGUGACAAGCUAAAGGUGAACUAUCAUGAGAAGAAAUCGCCGAGCUCACAUGGCAGCACCUACGAAGCCAAGGUGAUCGAAAUAGGCGUGCAACGCGGCGUGCCGCUGUAUUUGGUGCAUUAUACGGGCUGGAACAAUCGCUAUGAUGAGUGGGUGCCACGCGAGCGUAUUGCUGAGAAUCUAACCAAGGGUUCGAAGCAAAAGACGCGAACUGUGAGCACCAGCAGCGCCAAUAGUGGUGGCGCACCCACAACCAGCAGCAGUACACCAGGCGCCAAUGCGCCCAACAGCGGAGCAGGUGCGCAGAUGCUAAAGGAUACGCCCGGCAAGGCAACCCAGCAACAAGCCGGCGCCAAAACACCCACAACAGCAGGCGGUAAGCGUGGACGCGGACGCAGCGAUUCCAUGCCGCCACGCUCCACCACACCCUCCUCAAUGGUCUCCAACUCGAGCCGCAACAAAUCGCCUGCUGCCUCGCAGUCGCAGCCUAAGCAGAAGCGUCCUACCCGCACGCUCCCCAGCAGCAGCACCAACAGCAGCAGCAAUACACCAAGACGCAUAUCCGGUCCAGCAUCUGUAUCAGCCAAUCAAUCGGACGCUUCAAUGGCCAGUGAAACAGACAGCGAAUUCGACGAGCCAGUGCGUCGACCCAAGCGUCUCAGCGUCAAGGAGCAGCAGCAAAUGAAGAAAGCUGCUGCAGCUACAGCAGCAGCAGCAACUUCUGCUAGCGGCAAAAAACUCGCAGCACAGCGUCAACAAAGCGCCAGCGAAGACAGCGACGAGGAGGACGAUGAGCAGCCACAAGCAGCAACAGCUCAGUCGAGCAAGGCAGCUGCAGCCGCACAACAGCAAUCAUCGCCAGCAAUACGUUCGCGCGCUGGCAAUCGUGCGCUCAGCAGCGGCAGCGCCAUAGCUGGCAAGGGGCGUGACUAUGAUCUCAGCGAGAUACGCUCGGAGUUGAAGGGAUUCCAGCCGCAGCUGCUGGAGCGCAAGGAUGCAAUCAAAGCGGAGCCCAGCGACUCUGCCAGCAACACCAAACAGGAGCCGAAAACAGGCAGCUCCACGGAAGUGUCCUCAGAGACAGAUUCAUAUAUUGAUGAGGACUCGCAGUCGUCUGACAAAAUGCCGUAUAAUAAAAAGAAUAAACCAACACCCAAGGUCUCGGCCGCAUUAAUGACCGGCCCACUCAAUGAGCAGAAGCUGUCAGCUCUGGAGAGCAGCAGCACUAAAAAGGAAGCCGAGCUGAGUGUUAAACAGGAAGCUGAUUGCAAACUAUUCAAAAUGGAAGUCAAGGAGGAAACUAAGGCCGAGAUUAAGCCGUUGGAAAAACGAUCAAGUAUAAUAGCGCCUGCUAAAUUUGGCGCCCCACAGCAACAGUCGAUUGGCAAGUGCACCUCGGUUAUUGUGGAGAAGCCUUUAACCAUCUUGGCCAAACCCACAUUGUCAGCCAACGUCCUGGCAGCAGGCAAGAAGUCGGAGCUGCUCAAGAAGCAACAAGCAGCAGCCGCAGCAGCAGAGGGCAAUAAAAAGUUUAUAGAGCCUGGGCUGCUUAAGGAAACAGCCACAUUGAAGGUGGAACCGCCAGCUGCCUGCUCACCCUCCAGCUCCAGCUCUUCAUCCAGUUGCUGUUCCAGCAGCAAUCAAUCGGCCGUUACCGUAAGCAGCAGCAGCGCUGCUUCGGUCUCACGCUCGCUGCCCGACAUGAGCAAGCUCGAAAUAAGCAGCGGUGUGGCAACAACAACAACCACAGCUGCUGGUGGCGCCACAGCUAAGGAUGGAAAAUACGGCGGCAGCAAGCUGCACUCCUCGGAUAUUUACGAGUUUAAAGACACUGAACCGUUUGAGUUCAACAAGCGCAUCUCGCCCAUGACUUCCAUGGGAUGUGCCCCUGCCAGCGGCACUGGUGUCAUCAAUCUCAGCAGCAGCACCAGCAGCACACCGACCGCAGCUGUUGCUGUUAGCCCAGCAACUGCACGCAAGCAGGCGCUUAAAGCCAGCGCCAUACAGCACAGCUUUGAGCAACAUCAGCAACCAUUUGGAGCAGCUGGUGCUGCAGCAGCAGCAGCUGCUGGCGGUGCUGGUCUUACUGCUACUGCGCCAGCAACGGCAACGCCAGUUGUUACUGCUACCCCAACAGCAGCCAAAGGUAAAAAGCGCGGCUCGCCCUUGAAAGAAUCUGCCUUGGAAAAGGCAAAGCUAAGCAAAUUGGAGCAGCAACAGCUGCCAACUGCGGGCGUCAAGUGUGCAACAGCCUCAUUAGCAACAGCCUCAUUAGCAACAGCAAAAUCAGCAACUGCUGCUGCUGCUGCUGGAACUGUACUAGCAACACCCACGCAUGCCACGCCCUUUGAUGUGCUACGCAAAUCGCCAAGCUUCAAUUUGAACAUAACCGCACUCAAUGAAGAACUGCAGGAGGCAUCACGUGCGCUCACCGAUGCACUCCAGCCGCCCGCAACGCCUGGCGCAGCAGCAGCAAUCACAACGCCUGCAACGCCGCCCACAGCAACAAACCUGGUGCUAUCCUCACCCAAGCAAAGCACACCAACCAACCAAACCAAGUCGGCACAGCAGCAAGCGGCGUCACAUAUUGUGGGCAGUCCAUUUAUGGAAACACGCAAUGUCUUCGAGCUGAGCACCUCCAAUGAAGGCAGCGGCUACAGCUCCGGCGAGUCCAACAAGGACAACAAAUUGGAGAAACUUGAAAAUGUAAAGAUCUUGUUGGCCGGCACCGCUGGACCCUUUGACCUGGAUGCUGUCAAGUAUGAGCAAAAGCCCAGUUCCAUAGCAGACAAGGUGCUCAAAGCCAUAAGCCAAAAGAAGGAGGAGGAGGAGCAAAGCAAAACCAAACAGCAAAUUGAGGACAAGGAGCAAACAGCCAAGGAGCAACCACAGCAACAGCAGCAGCCACCACCACCACCACCACCAGCACCACCACAGCAGCUGCAACCUCCGCUGCUGCAGCCAGAGCUGCCACCCAAGCUGGAAAUGCUGAAGCUGCUAAGCGAGCCGCUAAAAAUACAAAUCGCUCCGUUGCCAAUCUUGCCAAUGAUUUAUGGCCAGCAGCAGCGCAGCCACAGCAGCAGCAACAGUCCCGAAACCAAGUCCAUACUCGAAGCAGCGCUGCCCGCCAAGAACAGCGAGCUAAGCGAGACUAUACAAAAGCUGGAAUGCGCCAUUCAACAACGCAAGACGCCAGUGGCUAGCACGCCGCCUGUUACGCCAGCGGCACCACCAGCGGUAACAGCAGCACUGCCAGUGCCCACCACUGGGGCUGCUAGCUACUCGGAUGAGUCCUUGGACAGCACUGAUUCCGAGCAGCGUUUGGUCAUUGAAGACGUGCCCACUGAGGAUUGUGCCAGCAAUGCCAAGAGUCCCACUUCGGAGAACUCCAACAGCUUGAGCAACUCGGCUCCCGUCAAGCUGGACGGCACCAAGCAACUGUCGGGCGUGGCCGCGCCCAUAGCACUGAAGCCGUUGAUGCUGCUGCAGGCCUCCGGGCCCUGCGCCAGCCCGCCCAGCACAACAACAACGUCGUCGAGCAGCUUGACCACAGGUGUGCCCAUAGUGCUGCCCGAAAUACCCGUGUCUGUUGUAAUGACCAUGCGUCAAAGUCCCGGCGCUAAAAGUCAGGAUAGUGACAUCAAGCCAGAGGAAACUGCAAGAAGCACAUUCCAGCUGCCCAGUCCCACGCGAUCAGAAGUAUUCACGCCGCCAACGCGAGGCUUUAUACUAGACUCCCAGCAAUCGUCGCCUGCGCCUGUCGCCGACAGCAGCAACUCGCUGCUUAGCGAUGCUGCCGCUCAUAAUGAGGCUUCCAUUAAUUUGCUUUGCGAGGAGACCAUACCGGGCAGUCCGGCGCCCAUUUACAGCAGCAAGGAUGAGCCGACAAGCACAUCGACAGCAGUUGCAGCCCCGCUGUCCGGCAUAACUCCCUUGCCGCCAGAUACGAUGCAACCAGCACCGCGUGGCAGUCUCAUUGUAACUGCGCUACUGGAACAACAGCAACAACAGCAGCAGCAGCAAAUCUUUGCCACAAGCUCGCCAAAUUCGCCCGCUAGUCAGGAUGACAGCAGCGAGGAGGCUGGCAGCAGCAGCAUGCUCUAUAGAAAUAAAAAGUACGCUGGCAUGGAUAACAAUGCAGCUUCGUUGGGUCUGCGUCGCAAGCGUCCACGCAGCAGCAAGAACACCGAGGGGCAGUUGCAGCAUGCCACAAUAAGCGAACUUCAUGCCAUGGGCAAGCGACGACGACAGCAGCUCAACAGUCUGCGCAAGACGACAGCAACCACAACUGCUGGCUCUGAUACGGAUGAUAAUUCGGAUACGAUUGUUACCACGCAGCGGCAAAGUGCACGUCAGCAAAUGCUGCCGCAAGCACAGCAGCAACAGCUGCAACAGCAACAGCAGCAGCAACAACAACAACUACAACAGCAGCAGCAGCAAAUGGUGCUGCAACUACAGCAGCAGCAGCAGCAACAACAACCAGUAAUUGUUAAUACCAGCGGCGUGCGGCCUUGUCCUUACAACUUUUUGGUCGAAUUGGAUCCCUCACUCAGCGCCGAGGAGUGCAUCUCCAUACUGCGCAAGCAGAUACAGGAUCUGCGCAAAGCCUACAACAGCAUCAAGGGCGAGCUGGCGCUUAUUGAUCGCCGUCGCAAGAAGAUGCGUCGACGUGAACGCGAAAAGAAGCAACAUCAAGUCCAGCAGCCCAAAGUGGGCGCUUAAGUCUAAACUAUAUAUAU
This is a messenger RNA of Drosophila busckii, 7209 nucleotides long. RefSeq names its product pneumococcal serine-rich repeat protein (gene htk). Gene Ontology annotation, biological process: regulation of transcription by RNA polymerase II. The transcript is spliced from 6 exons. Gene Ontology annotation, cellular component: nucleus. The coding region runs from base 311 to 7192 and encodes 2293 amino acids. Gene Ontology annotation, molecular function: transcription cis-regulatory region binding. The record is from RefSeq and is a predicted model, not a curated record. Lineage: Eukaryota; Metazoa; Arthropoda; Insecta; Diptera; Drosophilidae.